AUAGUAAAAAUAAAAGAGCUAAUAAACAAUCAUCCCCACGUUGAAAUCUUUUUUUUUUUUUUACAGCAGAGCACGCGGUCCUCUCGACGUUUAAUUCGCUCAUUCGCGUCGUCACUCGCUCGUCACGUGCGCGCGAUGCAUCGCGGAUCGAUAUUUUGAACAACAAAGAGAGAGAUAGAGAGAAACAGGAAAGUUCAGGGCAGUUCGACGUCCCGCGAAUGCGAACGGUACAUGCCGACCGCGUUCUCGCGAACGAUGCUGAAUUGCAUAACGUAAUUUCACCUCGUCAUCUCUCGUCAGGUUCAUUUCGGGUCAGGGUCGUUCCUGUUUAUUUAUCUCCCGCACGCGACACGGAAGAAUCGCCGUACGCGCGUGCGCGGAGGGGGACAUCCCUGGCGUCCUCGCCGUGGCUACGCUACGCUUGUCACGCUCAUGCUCCUCACGCUACGAUGUGUUUACGUUGUAACUCCGGAGAUGCUGCUACCCUGUAAGGCGAAUCAUCUGGAGCCUGGCAGCAUGAAACGCACGGUGACCGAGGAAAACGGCGACGGCAAACGGACCUUCUUCAAGCAUGAGUCGGUCGCCAGCUUCGGAUACGACGCUUCCUCGUACGCCAAUUACUCUCCGUCGUCGUCGUCCGCACCGUCCUCCAGUAUUGCUCAACCCUUACCCGGACAGCCACCCCUGCCUCCCAUGCCUCCGCCACCAAGUGGUGUUCCGCCUCCGCCGCACCACGUAUUCGGACCAGUGCCUUCCCCGAUUCAGUGGACUCACGCGCACACCACCCCCUGGCAAUGGAUUGCGCCGCAAACGGCGUCCCCCUUGCCACCCCCGACUCCCCACGAUAUCGCCAAUACAAUUCCCAGAGAGAUUUCGCUGAGGGGUAACUAUGUACGUUGCGAGAGGUUUCACAGUAGAAGCAAUGUGUACGUACAGAGAAAUAAUUUUCAUCGUAAAAAUAGACGGGUGAUGCGAUUUGGUGGGCAGUCGCAAGGUCAGUCGUUUGAUCAGGCGGCUUAUUUCGGCGCGACGUUGACGGGUGGUAAUCUCGGACUCGAAUGGCGAAGGAGUAAUUAUAACGCGGCGACAGGCGAUGCCAUUAUAAAUCACAUGACCGUUCCUCUAUCCAACCAUCCUAUGUCCUCCAUCCCACCAGGAAUCAUGAGCAACAGGCACGGCGAGGAAAAGGAGGAUCAGGAUGUGAAAAUUGUACUAGAAAAGGUAGUGAAGAAAAAUAAACAGAGGAAACCAAUAUCUCAGAAUUAUGUUAAUAAGCCAUGGAACCGAGAGGACGCCGAGAGAGCCUUGAAAAUUGAAAGUGAAUACAACAUGAAGAACAAAGUUAACGCACAGAGUUUAAUAAUUAGGUUCCCUGACACAGAUCUGGAUAAGGACAUCGUUAGCAAUUUUCAUUCCGACAUACUGAACAUACACUUUCAAAAUCCAUGCGGGCCGAGAUAUUGUUUUAUUCAGAUGGCGGAAGAUGUAAAUAUUGACGAAGCUAUAAAGGAAUUGGAGAAGAUUAAAUUUGGCCUGGGUUACUUGAAGGUCGAGAAGAAGUUACUGAGAGACGAGGAUAAUCCUGAGGAAAUUGAUCCCUAUACCCUGUUCAUAGGAAAUCUGCCUGAGUCUGUUAAAACAAGCGAGAUAAAGAGCAAAUUUCCAAAGGCACAAGACGAAGAAACGCGGAAAAUGAAGAAUACACGGUGCCGUCCGGCGUUAGGCGAACUUCCCCUACAGUUCGUCAACGAAGCGAGCAAAGGAAGAGAUAUAUUUAGCUUGGAAGAUGACAGCGCGACAAGUUGUAAUAAAAAGGCAUCAAAUAUUUUAAUGAGAUAUAAUAGCGUAGACGAUGCGAUAUCGGACUAUAAACAAGCGUAUGGUUUAAUGUGGGACAAAAGGAGUAUUAACGUUAGAUUUCGACGAAAGAGAGGUAACACUUGCCCUGAGGAACCUAAACCUGACGUUAAGAAGGUUAAAGAAGAGCCAAAUAACGUUACGCAAGUGGAGAAGGAACGUAACGUAAAUCACAUUGAGCUCAAUAUUAACGAGUUGAAGGAAGAAGGUAGCACUGAUGAAACAAUGGAACGUAAAAUUAAUCAUAUGGAUAAAUUGUCGCAACAUCAAAAUGUGGAGGUGCGAUUACAAAAUAAUUCCAAUAAAGUACAAGGAAAACCGUCCUCACAAGUUCAGGAAAAAACAAAUGUUCACUUGUCUGGGACUUCGUCAGGUGUCGAUGCGUCAGCUAAGAUAGCUCAAGAGACAUCACAAUCCCUUCAAACACUCUCAGCAUCGGAGACUCCUUCGUCACGUCCAAUUGAGACGGACGCUGUUGAAGAAAGGAUAAUGCUCCCACAGAUUAAAGAGGAACCCAUAGAUUACGAUGAUACAGACUGUAUGUAUAAUAUGCAGUCGGACAACGAUAUCGAUGAUGAUGAUGACGAUGAUGAUGAUGACGAUGAUGACGAUGAUGAUGACGAAGAGCCAGAUGAUUCCAAUGAUGACGAAGAUAACAAUGCGGAAGACUGUGAAGAUGAUGACGAAGAUGAAGAUAUCGACGAUGACGAAAAUGUAGCAUUUAGGGCUAAGCCAUCAGGAAUAACACGAGAUAAUGAAGAACCAUCAGACCAUCUCGAUCAAAUGUUCAGCGACUUGGAGAAUAUGACGGGCGAUAUUGAUUUUUUAAAGAACUGAAUAGAACGUUGUUUUAAUACUCGUAAUCAUAUUCUGAAGCAAAAAUAAGGAGAUCUAACUUUGUAGUCUAGAAAAAAAGCUCACUAACAAUGUUCCAUAUAGUAUUUGUCGAAUAGAAUAACUGCAACUUUUUGUCGCGUAUUUGCGUAUGUUUAGUAUGUUACAUUUAAUUCUUUUUUUUCUGUUUCUUCUUACUUUAUGCUAAGUCUGUGAUUUGCUUUUCAACUAUUUGAUUCUGUUGUGAAUGUAUUGUUCUUGUUUUAGCUCUGGUUUUCUAUCCCAUACGUCAUGACGUGUUACGUAUUACAUAUUACGCAGCAUAUGUGCAGACAUCUCUAUGCAUUUUUAAGACCAUAUUGUCUCAAUACAUGAAUGCAUGCACAAUAUGAUAUUUUUCUAUAUAGAAUCGCAAAAUCUUUUAUAGAAUUAAAGUACACACUAAAAUCUAGAGGAAAAAGGUCGAAUUGAUACCAAAAACAAAAAAAAUUAUUUUUGGUAUGUAAAGCUGUCACUUGAUGACAAUAUUUGUUUAAUAUACAAAAUUUAUGAUGUAUAUGUACAAAAUGAAACCUUAUUCCUCUAGGGAUAACAUAUACGAACAAUAUCCUGCAAUUCGAACUAAGAUUUAAAAAAAGACUAGCUUCAUGAACUUUUUAUAAUUGCAAAUCCAGAUAUAAAUUAAUAAAAAAGAACAGUCUGAAAAAAUUUUUUUAUUUUUGGGUAUAAAGUCAAAAUCAUAGGCUGAUAUCAAUAGAUAUACUUUAAUUCUGGAAAAGAAUUUCCAAGUCUAUAAAAGAAAUCUUGUUAAUGAUAUUCAUGAAUAACUACAUUAUUGACCCCGAUCAAGUUUGAUGGGCACUUAAGCACCUCUUUAACUUAUGUAUUUUAUUUUAUUUUAAUAUAUAUUUUAAUAUAUAUUUUUACUUAUUUUUACUUAUAUAUAUUUAAUAAUUAUACGUUUUUUUAAAGAGAGAGUAUUCUUUUUUGAAAGAAUACUUUUUUAUAACAACUUUAUUUGUUUCAAAUUGAUAUUUAUAUUUAUGUCUUGCAGUAAUCUUGUGUUUCUAAUCUUUUUAACUGACCAUGUUAUUUUUAUGUAUAAUUUCAAGAUAGCGACGAAAGAAUUUAUAGAUUAUUCUAUUCAUAAAUUUCUUGCCACUAUGUGGAACAUUUUUUGGUACCACUUUUAAUCUGUGGAGUUAGGUUUCCUUAUUCUUACUUUGGUUAUUCCGACUCACAAUUAGUUUAUUUUAUGAAAUUUGAUUCCAUAUUUAACAUGUAAAUAUUAGUAGUUGCAUAAGUAAAAGAGACUGCAUGUAUUUAGGUAUAGCAAUGUAAGCUAUUAUAGCCAUAUUUAAACAUUUUGUAAUUAUUAUUUCUUCCAGAAUUUCAAUGAAUAUCAGAUUUAAGUGGAUAAUUAUGUAAGCUCUAUUAUAUUAUUAAAGUUAUUAUUUUACGUA
Monomorium pharaonis (pharaoh ant) is the source of this 4154-nucleotide messenger RNA. RefSeq names its product MATH and LRR domain-containing protein PFE0570w. Lineage: Eukaryota; Metazoa; Arthropoda; Insecta; Hymenoptera; Formicidae. Bases 433 to 2694 code for a protein of 753 amino acids. Gene Ontology annotation, molecular function: nucleic acid binding. The transcript is spliced from 7 exons. The record is from RefSeq and is a predicted model, not a curated record.